Molecule: messenger RNA, 2781 nt
Organism: Mangifera indica (mango)
Lineage: Eukaryota; Viridiplantae; Streptophyta; Magnoliopsida; Sapindales; Anacardiaceae
Product: rab GTPase-activating protein 22-like
Exons: 5
Coding region: 589-2349 (586 amino acids)
Biological process (GO): activation of GTPase activity
Molecular function (GO): GTPase activator activity
Source: RefSeq, a predicted model, not a curated record
UUUAGAUUUAGUGCGGGGAAAAGGAGAAGCAUGUGGUUCGGCAUAAUUGAGUGUCUUGUCUUGUCUCUCCAUGUUCAUCACUAGCUCCAUGGUUUCUUCCUUCAAAAACUAGAACUAUUUUCUGUGCCAUCUCAUCUGAUCUACCUUCAGUCCACUAAAUAAACAAUAACACAAUUUGUCUUUUGACUUUUGUCUCAAUACGACUUUUUCUUUUCCCCUUUGGAUGCCUCUCUCAUUGUGUUUUGCAUUCAUGCAGAGAGAAAAAUUUGAGCUUGUUCAUGCAAUUUAUUUUUAAAAAGAGAAUUUUUUAUAUAUUUUUUUGAAUUAAAAAAUGGAAACGUGAAAAGUGAAGUUAGGUGAAAAUGGGUUGUUAUGGGCCGAGCCAACAAGCUCAAGUCAGCGGGAUUCCAGUCUUCUCGGUCUACUUAAUAGAGAAGAAAGGAGAGAGAGAGAGAUUUGGAAAGUAAGAAAGAUGGAUUAAGAUUGAAUGAGAAAUAAAAUAGUAUUUGUUGGUAGUCAUAAUUACUUGCUUUAAUGGAAAGAGAGUGAAGAUUUAUUAAAAUAAGGGAGAAGGGAUUCAGUUUGGUAAUGGUGUUAGCCUUAUUAGGCGUCAACAAGGAUCAGUACCUAGCCGUAAUUUUACUGUUGAUGCUCAUUCUGACCACCGGAAACGGUGGAAAAUGGAUCCCGUUUGCCGAAGGUAGCGGUACUGGUACCGGAGGAGGAGGGGGCGGUGGAGGUUUCUGGUAUGCGGCUGCUCCUACUUCCAAUGUCGGAAUAGCCAUCGCCUUGACGGCCAUGGCCGGUCUUGCCUUGGCCGCCGCCGUCUUAUAUACUCAUAGGGGUAGUCUUAAAUCACCAUGGUCCCGAAGGAGAAGAAAACGUGCGCUUCUUGCCAAACAAUGGAAGAGCUUUUUUACACCAGAUGGAAGACUUAUUGAAGGUGGUGUCAAGUUUCUGAAGAAAGCCCGUAGUGGGGGAGUUGAUCCAAGUAUUAGGGCGGAGGUUUGGCCAUUCCUCCUUGGAGUAUAUGAGCUAAGCAGUUCCAAGGAAGAAAGAGAUUCUCUUAGCAUGAAGAACAGAAAAGAAUAUGAGAGCUUGCUGAAAGAGUGCUCCAAAUUACAUCGACGCAGCUUAAGGAAUUCUAAAUUUAAGGAAACUGCAGAAAAUAGCAGUAAUGAGGGCAGUGGCGAUUUCAGUCAAGUUCUUGAUUCUCCUGGCUUUGAAGAUGUGGCAAGUUCGAGGAGGUCUAUUUCCUCCGAGAGAGGAAGUCCAGCAGCUGAGGAUCUGUACCCCCCUUUAUAUGAUGAUACCCCUCGAAGCUCUAGAUUAUUACUGGAAGGAGAAGGUGAUAAGAGUUUAUUUACCCUCGAAGAGACAUGUGCUGGUGACACUGAAUCUAAUGAUUCUGACUCAUCUGUUGAAACUGAGAAUGUACCACUACUUUCUACGGAAGAAGCUGGAGGAAAUGAAGUUCUUAAUGCAGAGGAAAAUUCAAAGGAGAUCGACAGUAACUCUAAAUCCCACAUAGAUGAAGAUUUUGUCACAUGGCAGAGAAUCAUUCGGCUUGAUGCCGUGAGGGCAAAUGAUGAAUGGACUGCUUAUUCACCAUCUCAAGCUGCAGUGUCAGAAAUCAAGGCGCAACGUCUUGCUCAGGCUGUUGGCUUAAAGGAUUAUAAUCAUCUGGAACCAUGCAGAAUUUAUCAUGCUGCUCGCCUGGUUGCUAUACUUGAGGCCUAUGCACUAUAUGACCCUGAGAUUGGUUAUUGCCAAGGGAUGAGUGAUCUAUUGUCACCAAUUGUAUCAGUUUUGGAGGAGGACCAUGAAGCUUUCUGGUGCUUUGUGGGUUUCAUGAAAAAGGCUAGGCAUAAUUUCCGGCUUGAUGAAGUCGGAAUAAGAAGGCAAUUGAGUAUUGUUUCCAAGAUAAUCAAGGGCAAGGCUAUUCAUCUCUACCGGCACUUGGAGAAGCUUGAAGCAGAAGAUUGCUUCUUUGUGUAUAGAAUGGUGGUGGUUCUAUUUAGAAGGGAGUUAACUUUUGAGCAGACACUUUGUCUGUGGGAAGUGAUGUGGGCAGACCAGGCAGCCAUUCGAGCUGGGAUUGCAAAGUCGGUUUGGGGGAGGAUGAGGCUAAGAGCCCCUCCCACUGAUGAUCUUUUGCUUUAUGCAAUUGCAGCCUGCGUAUUACAAAGGAGGAAACUUAUUUUAGAAAAGUAUAGCAGCAUGGAUGAGAUUAUGAGAGAGUGCAACAGCAUGGCUGGCCAUCUGGAUGUCUGGAAGCUUCUUGAUGAUGCUCAUGAUUUGGUGGUCACCUUUCAUGACAAGAUUGAGGAGACCUGUAAUGCUCACUGACCCUCUUUUUCCCCUGCAAUUCACUGUUGCCUUCUUUUUCCUUUUUACAUGAUUUUGUUGCUGCAACUGCUGAUCCCUUUUAAACCAAGGUAUCUUCAGUUCACAUUACGCACGGCUUGACACAAGCAUUUGAGAAGCAGUUCCUGUACUGAUUAAAUUAUGAAAUUAUAAGAAAUAUGAUGUAUCGCCCGCGUUCAGGACUCAUUUGAGCGAAGAGGCAUCAUUGCAAAAUUAGUGAUUUAGAACCUUCAGGUUGUUGGCUUAAUCGAUUUUUUUUUCUUUUUUUCAUCUCAUAGCUCUUUGUAUGCACACUAUUGACAUCUCCAGUGUUGUCAUGUACUAUUUCUUUAUUUCUGUUUUCUUGGUCAAAAAGUUUCUAAAAAUGUAGCACAUUUAGCAGGUGCCAAGUUCAAGAAGCAUUUUACAUCAGAA